UUUACAUUCUAAUCGUAGUCAGCGCCACCUACUUUAAUACCAUUCUUGUUGAUUUUCCUUUUCCUGGCUGUUUUUAGUGCUAAAAUAGAGGAAAUCCUGAUGGUAAUUUACGGAGUUUACAUUGUAAGUAAGUCCGGAGGAUUAAUCUUCAACUUGGACCACAAUGUGCCGAAGGUGGAGAAUGAGAAAACCUUCAGUUACCCUUUGGAUCUGAAGCUGAAUUUUGAUCCAAAGAAGAUUUCUGUUGUUUUCGGGCAGAAAGAUGGGAUUACAGUUGGACACGUGCUGUCUGCCGUCAAUGGGAUGCCCGUGAAUGGUGCAACGCUCGAGGAUGGACGAGAUGCAAAGGAAGUGCUGGAAAAUAAGGAAAAUUACCCGCUAAAUCUCAAAUUUCAUCGACCAAAGAUGACGACAAAUGAGAAAAUUGUCCUCGCCAGUACAUUCUAUCCACUCUUUGCCAUUGCCAGUCAAUUGAGUCCGGAACCAAAGAGUUCCGGGAUUGAACUACUCGAGACGGAAACAUUCAAGCUGAACUGCUUCCAAACCCUCACAGGGGUGAAAUUUAUUCUCAUCAGUGAACCUUCGCAGGCUGGCAUGGAGAUUCUGCUGAAGAAAAUCUACGAAUUGUAUGCAGAUUAUGUGCUGAAGAAUCCCUUUUAUUCCCUCGAAAUGCCCAUUAGGUGUGAACUCUUUGACACGAAUCUUCAGGCAUUGCUGGAGCAGGUGGAGAAGAAUGGGAUUGCGAGUAUAUAAAAAUAAUUUAAGGACUUGUCUUUAUUUUAAUUAUAAAUUAUUUUAAUACAUGAAAUCCUUUAAAACUUU
Messenger RNA from Lutzomyia longipalpis, 822 nucleotides. It is a transcript of the gene Trs23, whose product is annotated as trafficking protein particle complex subunit 4. The record is from RefSeq and is a predicted model, not a curated record. NCBI's taxonomy places the organism in Eukaryota, Metazoa, Arthropoda, Insecta, Diptera, Psychodidae. The transcript is spliced from 2 exons. Gene Ontology annotation, cellular component: TRAPP complex. Gene Ontology annotation, biological process: endoplasmic reticulum to Golgi vesicle-mediated transport. Bases 100 to 753 code for a protein of 217 amino acids.